Molecule: messenger RNA, 3336 nt
Organism: Drosophila innubila
Lineage: Eukaryota; Metazoa; Arthropoda; Insecta; Diptera; Drosophilidae
Gene: Set8
Product: histone-lysine N-methyltransferase PR-Set7
Exons: 3
Coding region: 364-2460 (698 amino acids)
Molecular function (GO): histone H4K20 methyltransferase activity; protein binding
Source: RefSeq, a predicted model, not a curated record
CAAAAAUAUCGAUAAGAUAUCAACAACUCUACUGCAAAACGGAAUAUAAAACACAAAAAAGUUUGCGGAAAAAGAAAAAGUGCAUAUAGCUGACUGCUGACUGUAAAAAUAAUAUUACAAGGCGGCGAUAUAAAGUUGCAAUGUUCGGGAAACAGUGUAAAAAAAGUAAAAACAUGCGCUACUGCGUAUGACGACGGAAUUUCAUUUGAACAAACUAAAUAAUAGUCUGUUUCUGUUUCUUAGUGUGCGUGUUGUACAAAUUUGCUGCCUUAGUGUAAUUUAUUAAACUCGACGGAUUUCCAACCCUCCCCCUCAACUCAACAAACAUAUAAUUUGUGAGGCAAAUAAACCAAACCUACAUAAAUGAUGAUGGUCCGUAGACGCGCUCGUCCCGCCAAAGAGCCCGAACUAAUGGUGGUAACCUCCGACGGCGUUGCAGCUGCUAAUGACGAGGCGCUGACGGCGGUGCCCUUCAAUGGCGAACCAAUGAACGCCGUGGCGGCCACCAAUAAUCUCCUGGAUGAUCAAUAUUUUGCGAGCCCAAAGCGAAAAGACUGCCGCCUUAUGAAAGGCAAUGAAAAUCUCAAGGCGGUUAAUAAUCCGCACAUGAACAACAGCAACACCAACAAAGACAACAGUAGUAUCUCAACAAAACCUGAUACUGGCCGCACAAUUGGCGUUCCGCUGGCAACGCGCUCGCAAACACGCACCAUCGAGAACUUUUUCAGAGCGAAUGCAGCAGCUAAAAGCGCACAUGCCAAGAAAAUGACUACAAUUCUAUCACUACCAACAGAGACAACAAUGGCAACUACAACCACAACGACAGCCACAACCACAACCGAAGAGCAAAAGACAAUAACAAUAAGUGCUGCCCUGGCGGAAGAUCUGGAGGAGGAGUCGCUGAUGUACGAUGCACAUUCCAUGGCAUCCCCGUCGACCAGCACAAGCACUAGCUCACCAGCAUAUCAGCAUAAUGAUGACUUGGAAGUUGGCUCUGAUGUUGGCUUAAACUUCGCACACACAGACACAGACAUAGCCACACAAACAGAUAUACACAUGCAUCGCUCGGGAUUGAGGGACAGUCACAGUUCGACGCAUAGCAGCAGCAGCAGCAGCGCUGCCACAUCAGAUAAUAUAUUUCUGCAGGAGCCAGUGCUGACGCUGGACAUCGAUCGCACACCCACCAAAGCCUCCAGCAUCCGUAUAAACAAAAGCUUUGAGCUGGCUAAUGCCGUAUUCUCGUCACCGCCCUCUGUGCUGAGUGCCUCCAUGCUCAAUGGUCGCUUCAAUCAGAUUGUCACGCUCAAUGGUCACAUGCAGUAUCAUGAUCAUGAGAAUGAUCGUGAGCUCGUGCAGCCGUUGAACGGCUUCGAAUUGGACCAACAUGACAGCAGUUCCUGCGACAGUGGAGUCGCCUGCAGCCUGACGACGGGAACGGGCACGGGUACGGGGAUAGAGACGGGCACAUCGCCUGCAGUGGCGGGCAUGCGUCGACGUAAGCCCGCGACACCGCAUCGCAUUCUCUGCCCCUCACCCAUCAAAACAAUGCCGCGAGACGCCACACUGUUGAAGGGCGGCGAGGCACAGUCGCCCAGAAAGUCGCCACGUAAACUGCAGUCACAGCUGGCGGCAACAGUUGCCUGCAAGUCGCGACGAAGACUGAAUCAGCCAAAGCCACAAGCGCCUUACCAGCAGCCAAGUGCCACGCCAAAUGAUGAUGUUGUCGUUGUAUUGGAUGAUGAUGAGGAUGACGAGGAUGAUGUCCACGCCUUGCUCAAAGCUGCCGAGGAGCGUGAGAAUCUGAACAAAGCUAAAGUAAUGCUCAAGCCAACGACAGUGCCUGCGGCGGCAGUCAAGCCAAAGGCUCCAUCCAAGACAGCAAAGGCCAAGACACUGGCGGGCAAGUCACAGCCGCUGGCAGCGACAAACGGUAACCGUGAACUGACCGAGUUCUUUCCCGUGCGACGCAGCGUGCGCAAGACCAAAACGGCUGUCAAGGAGGAGAUGAUGCGCAAUCUGGAGCAAGCUGUACUCGAGGAGCGCUGUGAGGGUCUACAAGUGCGCCACUUUGUGGGCAAGGGGCGUGGCGUUGUUGCCAAGCGUCUCUUCAAGCGGAACGAGUUUGUUGUCGAAUAUGUUGGCGAUCUGAUUGCCAUCAGUGAGGCUGCAGACCGCGAGCGUCGCUAUGCCCUGGACGAGAAUGCCGGCUGCUACAUGUAUUACUUUAAGCACAAAAACCAACAGUACUGCAUUGAUGCCACCGUGGACACCGGCAAGCUGGGACGGCUCAUCAAUCACUCGCGCAACGGGAAUCUAAUGACAAAAGUCGUUGUUAUCAAACAGCGGCCGCAUCUAGUGCUAUUGGCCAAGGACGACAUUGAGCCUGGAGAGGAACUGACUUACGAUUAUGGCGAUCGUUCCAAGGAAUCGCUACUGCAUCAUCCAUGGCUGGCAUUUUGAGCCUGCAAGGAGCAACUAUCAUUACCUAAUUACAUAAUAAAUAUUAGCUAAGAUAUUCUUUGAUGAAAAUUGAAAAGCAAGAGAAAAAAAAAUGAAACCGAAGAAGUUGAAGAUGAACUAAAAACUGUUAGUGCAAAAUAUCGUAAUUGAUAAUGUGUCACUUCAUAUUUUUGGAUUUGUUAACGUUUUUACUUUGUGUUAAGGCAUCGAUAAGAGUAUGAUGCAUUGAUUGAAUUGAAACUGUUAAACAUUUAGAAGAAGAAGUUGAAGAAGCCGUAUGCUGAUGAUUAUGACAUUAACAUUGCAUUCACAUUUAUAAUGAACGUACAUACUAUUUAUAUAGAUUAGAGAUAUGAAAUAUUGUAUUGCUAAUUAUUAUAUAUAUACAUAUUAUGUACUAUUUACUGCCAUAGUGCUAUCUAUAUACACCCCGUGCACCUCGCUCGUCAAUCCCAAUCAAAACAAAAAAACAAUUCAAAAAAAAAGAGAAAAAAAAAACAAAAAUAAGUUCUGACUAGAUUAAAAAUAUGAUUAUAAUUAUGGCAUUAUAAAUCCAUUUACAAACACACACAAGGCUUUCUGUAGCGUCCUUCGGCAACAACUACUUCCUGAGAGACACUUACUUCUCCCAUUGAGCUUCCUCAGGCAAAAGUGAGCCGCAUGUUUGAUGUAGACUUUAAGCAGGUUUCAAUAACUCCAAUGAAUCCCUCCCAGCAUGCCUCCAACAAAAAUCACACAUUAAUCCAAUUAAAUGCAGCAGCAUAUCCUCCCGCCCUGUAUCCAUGGAAAUCCUAUUGAUAAGUAAAUCAAUGCAAGAUUGUAUUGCAGACAACUUGGUUCAAAUUAUUAAAUAAACAAUAACAAAAUAUUUGUCAA